CUUCAUUCUUCUUUCAUCUUUUUUUUAUCAUUUGUAAACACUCCAGGCCAUCAUGUCGGGAGCCCCAGGUGACGUGGAAAUAGAUAUAUCAGGGGAUAUUGACGUUACUAGCAAAUUAAAAGAAUCUCCUAAGUCAGGUGAGACCACAGCUGUUUCAGAGGAGGUGAUAUCCAACCCAUUUAGCAUGGAAAAUUCCUCCUUCCAAGAGCCGGGGGGUGUUAAGAAACUCCUGAUGCAGCUUCCCGUACAACUGCAGCUGGCGUCCCCGGCAGCCAGGGAAUGGAUUACCCGUAGCCGUGAGAACGUUCGACCCUGGCUGCUCUUUGUCAACACUCAAAAGUUCAAAGUUCCACCAAAUGUACAAAGAUGGAGUAAGCGCCUGGCCAAGAAUGUUGACUACUUCCAGUCCAAUUACAUGUUUGUCUUCAUUGGCCUUAUCAUAUACUGCUUGAUAACCUCCCCGCUGUUGCUCAUAGCUGUGGCUGCAUCUCUGGGUGCUUGCUACAUCAUCUCCCUGAAGAAUGCUGAGAAGAAAAUCAACAUUGGAGGCCACGAGGUGUCCCUUGCCCAUCAGUACGCUGCCAUCGGUAUCUUUUCCCUGCCUGUUUUUUACUUGGCGGGGGCGGGAGCUGUCCUGUUUUGGGUCUUAGGUGCAAGUUUCUUCAUCAUCAUCAUCCAUGCCUCCUUGUACAACAUAGAGACUGUUCUUGGCUCAGAGGAGGAACCUUUCGAUCUACAAAUGGAACAGGUGUAAAAUAUGCUGAACUUUUUAUAAGGAAAAAUUGGAUAUAAAGUAAUUUAAACCAAGAAUACCGGUGCUCAGUUGUUUUAACCCCUUCACUGUUGAAUACAGUGAUCCUACUUAUACCUGGAUUUGUUGAAAGAAGUUAUCUCUUUGUCUAAUAUCACAGGAAAUGAUGCAAAAAUAUAAAAUAACAGACUUAUGAGAUAAAAUAUCCCAUGCCCAAGUAACGUAACCUCAGGCAGCUGGGUACUGACGCCAUCCUUUUGUAAACUAAAUAUUGUAAGUACCGCCUAGCAUUUUCAGUUGUUUCUCUGUAUCUUGUGGUUAUUGUUACCCAAUUUUGAUAUUUAAAUACACAGAUAACACACUGUACCAAUGAUGUAUUUUCACAGAACUAUGUAAACAAAAAUAGGAGUGGAGUGCAAAGUGAUAUGCUGUCAGUCAGUGAGUUGGAGUGAGUAGUUACACUUGAUCUUAGGUUUGUUUCUAAUUAUCAUAUUAUAAUACACAGGCUUAUCCUCUCACUUUUCUCUCUAUGCAGUUUGUUCACAUCUUGUUCUAGCACAUGCACUUAACACCACACUUUCAACUACUGUAUACUGUAUAGAAAUGCAAUUGGGCAAAUUUUUCUUCUCCAUAUCUGAGACAAAACACCCUGCUUCCUGCCCACCAUUGGUCUUCCAGGCUUAGUCCUUGAUUACCAGUGAGUCAUUUUCAUGUUAAUGUUGUUUCUAAGCCCUAACAGUUAGUGGGAGAAUUUGAAUAUAAGAAUGACACUCUGACACUCUGCUCAACAGCCCGAACACAUGGAAAUGAUGGUGAAGGGGUUAAAGAAAUUGCUGAUAGGAUUGUAUAAGUACUGUAAAACUUCAGGGAUGCAAACUUCUCUUCUACAAAUUAUGUAAUUCAGAUAAGUUAAUUUGGGCACAUGAGUUUGUUUGCUAAUCUUUGAAAUGUUAUAUGAUUGUUUAGAUGAUAUAUUUAAGUGUAAACUAAAGCUUUUGUGUUAGAAAUCAUUAGGUUUUCCAGCCAACGGUCAAAUUUCUAUACAAAGCAUACAUUAUGAAAUUACAGUAAAAAUAUAAUAUUUCUUCAUUAGAAAUUCCUUACUCCUGUUCUUGUGACAACCAAUUUAUUUAUUUAUAUUUUUAUAGAAAAUUUUCUCUAGGACAAUGCUUUGAAUUAUAAAAGAAGCUUUAAGAACAGAUUUUAUUUACACUAUGCUAGGGCUGGUCAAAUUCUUACUGACAGAAUCAAUAAAACUGUUAUGAAAAAUAUAUAUACAAAAUGAAGCUCUUGUUAAGAUCUAUUAAUCCUGCAUUUGGUUAACUUGUGAUUUAUGAACAUGCAUACAUUAAUCCUGGCUGGGUAUGGUGUAGUGAGCAGUCAUGCUCUCCAAGUUAAAUACACCAUAUUCCUUUUGCAAAUCAGAGAAUAUAUACAUCAUAAUGUGUGUGAAUGCCAUUAGGUUCUUGGGUUUAGGACAAAGUCACAGUGUUUGAAACAUCAUUAGUUUAGAUGUCUUGUGGUGCUGCAGUUUUAAUUUAUCAUUCUCACCACAAAGCAGGUCACUAGCCACUUGGGCGGUCAAUCUGUUCCCUUGUUAGUAAUUACCACAUGCAGUUGGGCCACUAGAAAUAUAAAAAAAAACCUUGAAAAGAAUGUUUGAAUAAUAAAAUCGGUUGUGCAAGGAGGUAAGAGAUGAGGGAAGACUAGAAAGUAAAGUAAAGUAAGAAGAGGAAUAUGAAGGAUGAUACAAAAUGUUUAAUCUGUGUGGAGUUUAUAUAGGCAUUGUGAUCUUGAAGGGAUAAAGAGCACACACACAGAGUUGUUUGCCUUGAUAUCUUAAACUUCUCCCUCUUUGGUGCUGUCGUAGGUUUAUUUUACCCAAUGUUUAAAAUUUUCACCAUGAUGUUUUCAGAGUGUAGGUGAAUGCAAUAAGAAUUUUGCCAUUUAAAUGCUUAAUUAAAAUAUUUGGGGUAAUUCAAACAACUAAAUUUGUUUUAUGGCCAUUUUAUUGUAUUCAUGUGUAGGAGGUAGACAUUACCGUGAGAAACUUUUCAUAAUUAUUGUACAGUACUUUGUUUCAAUGGUAAAGGAUUGUCAACCCCUUUUUCUGUAAUAUUUAGGUAUUGAAAUGUUAUUUUUUAUGUCCAUAACUUAAUGAAAAGUGAGCUGUAACUUUUUUAUGGAGUAUAAAUAAAAACUUUUUUCGUUUUAUACUAUUGGCUUCUAUAACAAGUUUAUUUAGACUGUAAUACUGUAUUAAGAUGUAGAUUACUGUACUUCCACAAUGAAUAAGGUAUCGAGAAGAGAGAAAGAAAGUUACGACAAAUAGUGAUUGAUAUUACUGGUUUGAGAUUCGGAUGAUUGUAGAGGAGCAUCAGAAGUAGCAUAAGGAUAGAAUGGUAUGGAGGAGAUUACAUUGGGCUACCAUUUUGUAGAGUCUUAAAUUGGUCAUUGCUGUAUUGUGUUGAGAAUGGGGAAGUCUCUGUCAGGAACAUAAGGAUAGAAUGACAGAGAAGGGUACAUAUUAUGAAUGAUGUAUUGUGUUAGUUGUCUGUACUGAGAGGGGUCAAAAUUGCAAGGAUACAGUGAUAUAAAACAUUGUAUAUUACUGUCAUAUUGUUUAGUGUUCAUUGGCCACACCAUAUGCUGUUCAGAGUAACAUUGAGUAUAGAGGAAUAUCAGAAGUAGCGAAUAGAUGUAAUUGCCAUUGAAAAGAUUGCCUAGAACAGUCCAGAUAGCUUGGCACAUAGCAAUGAACCGAAACGCUGCUACAUACUGUGCUGCGCACACACACACACACAUCUUCCUCGACCUAAUGUUGAUAAUACUCACUUAAUUACUCCAUACCUACCUCCAUGUGCUGGAUAACAUAUAUUUGAUCUUUUAUUGUGUGAAACAUGGAGAAAACUGACAAAUCUAUUAUGUAAGAGAUUUAAGUAUUCUUGAGAGCAAUAUGAUUUAAUUACCCAAAGUAGUACAAGUGUGGUUCCAUGCCUUAAUAUAUAUAUUUAUAAUGAAAUACAAAUUGCAUGCUUUAUUCACCAUUUCAGGGUUAGUCUUAACAUAUAUCUUUGUGCAUGGAGAUGGGUACUGUACUGUAUUUUAAGCUUUGCUAUGACUAUGUAACAGCUCUUGAGUACAGUUGGGUGAAUAACACUAGCAGGCACUUGUUUCAACCCAAGCUUUUGCUAUAUAAUAAUUCAAUAAAGCUCAAUAUUCAUAUCUUCCCAUUAGUCUUUGCUUGAACAGUUGAAUUUCUGUAACUCUGGAAUGGGAAAAGCUGAACACUACCGUUGAUGAUCUUACCAGUACACUCUUGUUCCGCGUGUGAGCAAUAAGGGGACAUAUAUUUUACCUUAUUCGUAGUAUAUCUGGCAAUGGAAACGUCGAUGUAUGUAAAUUUUAAAACCUGUAUUGGUAAUGGGCGAAAGAAGACUUGACAAAAUGAGGACGUUUAUGUGAUACUUAGAUAUUUGAUACUUAAAUUUUGUUUAUGGGUUCACGUCAGUACUUGAGUUUUUUAUCAACAUUGCGGAAUUGGAGGAGUAGUAGAAUUAUUUUUGAUAUCUUGAAAAUGAAUGAAUGAAUAAUGAAAUAAAACCUUGAUCAACAUUUAUGUUACAGUAUUUUGAUUUUUAAUGAAUGUUAUAAAGUUCAAUAACAUGUUAUGAGAACAAGAAUACAAGGUGUUAAUGGAUGCUUAUUUCUAAUCAUUAGUAAGCUUAUUUUUAUGCAUCUUUAUGUUGUGGGACUUUACUUGAAGCUGUUAAUAACAUCAUCAAACACUGUAAUUUCUGUCACUUGGACUAGAUUUUCCUUGCUAGUUCUGGUCGUAGUAUAAGUAUCUGGUAUGUUUAGUUUAUAUCUUUAUAUUAUGUUUUAACCCUUGAAUGGUAGCCAUCAUCAUCAGUGAACGUUCCUUGUGGGGGGUAGAGCAAAGACUCAGCCAUUUAAGGGUUAAUGCCAUUCUUGAAUUAUAUCUCUGUCAACUUGAACAGAUAUGUUUGACUGUAUUUUAUUUUUUGUUGGUUUGAUUUUGUAGCCUAGUGAAUCGUACUGUAAAACUUCAAACUGUAUUUUUUCACGAAAGAUAAAUGCAGUUAUUUUACCACACAAAAGCAUUAUGUAGAUGAAUGCAAUUUUUCACAGAGAUAUUGUUAGUAAAUUAUUUCUAUUUAUUAUUAUAACAAUGGUUUAUAAAUAAUGCAAUAUAUAUAUGAAAUUCAA
Messenger RNA from Homarus americanus (American lobster), 4981 nucleotides. RefSeq names its product prenylated Rab acceptor protein 1-like. Gene Ontology annotation, cellular component: Golgi apparatus. The record is from RefSeq and is a predicted model, not a curated record. Lineage: Eukaryota; Metazoa; Arthropoda; Malacostraca; Decapoda; Nephropidae. The transcript is spliced from 7 exons. The coding region runs from base 53 to 754 and encodes 233 amino acids.